AUGACGGACCUGACCAAACCAGACCGCCAGAAGCUGAUGUGCGCCAUCACGCUCGACGCCCACAACCGGGACGUGCAGGAGCGGCUGGUCACUGAGAAGGUGGUCAGGCCAGACGCGUUCCAAUGGCAGAGCAUGCUGAAGAGCUACUGGGAGGAUGAGGGCAGCAACGCCCGGAUGUGCAUCUGCGACGCCACGCUGGAGUAUGCCUACGAGUACCUCGGCAACGGAGGACGGCUCGUCGUGACCCCGCUCACGGACCGGAUCUAUGUCACGGCGACGCAGGCCCUGCACCUCUGCAUGGGCUGUGCCCCCGCCGGCCCCGCCGGCACGGGCAAGACGGAGAGCACCAAGGACCUGGCGAACGCGCUGGCCAGGGCCUGUUACGUGAUCAACGCCGCGCCAGAGAUGGACUACGUCACGCUCGGUAACAUCUUCAAAGGCCUCGCGGCCAGCGGCUCCUGGGGCUGCUUCGACGAGUUCAACCGCCUCGUGCCCGAGGUGCUCUCGGUCUGCACCGUGCAGUUCAAGGCCGUCUGCGACGCUCUGAAGAAGCAGGCGAAGCGCUUCCUCAUUCAGGGCGACGAGAUGAGCCUCGACACUGGCGUCGGCGUGUUCAUCACCAUGAACCCGGGCUACCUGGGGCGCUCCGAGCUCCCGGAGGGCCUCAAGGCGUUGUUCCGCCCCAUCACCGUGAUGGUGCCCGACUUCAUGCUCAUCAUGGAGAACAUGUUCAUGGGCGAGGGCUUUCUCUCUGCCAAGGAGCUGGCGCUGAAGUUCGCCACGCUCUACGCGCUGAACAAGGACCUCCUCUCGAAGUCGAACAAGUACGACUGGGGCAUGCGCGCCAUCAAGUCCGUGCUCGUCGUCGCUGGCGGCUUCAAGCGCGCGGAGCCUGGCCUCCAGGAG
Molecule: messenger RNA, 906 nt
Organism: Prorocentrum cordatum
Lineage: Eukaryota; Dinophyceae; Prorocentrales; Prorocentraceae
Source: the annotation of a GenBank genome assembly